Messenger RNA from Effrenium voratum, 2649 nucleotides. Lineage: Eukaryota; Dinophyceae; Suessiales; Symbiodiniaceae. The record is from the annotation of a GenBank genome assembly.
AUGGCUGACACGGAAGAGGCCGAAUUCAAGCUGGCCACAGUUGCGCUUCGACUCCGGCAGCCGUUGCGCCUGUGUCUGGAAAAGCUGGUCGACGCUCCUUGCGCGGCCUUGUGCAGAAACUCCAUCAUUCAAGGCACGCUCCUAAAGGGUGUACCCUUCCCUUGGCGCGGCCAAUGGGACAACAAGGACAGGCGCCCCGCCUGGAGAUAUCUUUAUUGCCCCACGGAACACGAGAUCAGUCUCUUCAAGGAGGAGUUGACCGAAUUGCAACAUCUACUGCUAAAGCCUUUGGAUCUCGAUGCCUGCCUCGGUGGUGGUCGGCAGUGGCACUUUGUGGUUGAUCACUUGGCUGUGCCAAAGGCGGAGAGGGACCUCGACCCAAAAACUCUCCGUAUUUUGGCGUCGAACUUUCAAGACCCAUAUAUUGCGGAGGCGAAUCACUUCGAGUCUUUGUUGCUAGACUGGCCGGAAGCUCAAGGAAUGCUCAGUUUGCAAGAACAGGAUUUGAGGUUCCGGCCAAUUCUGGAGAAGAAACUGUUGGACAUGCAGGAGUUGUUGCAACGCUAUUACGAGUCCUCAGCCAACAGGGAUGAAGGUUACUACCGACAGCUUGGCCACAAGCGGCUGAGCGGACAGACAUUGCUCAACAGAUUGGUGCGCAGCAACUUGUCUGAGUGCGUGAGACAUCUGUUGGAGAGAUGCUCCGUCGAGACCGUGCCGAAGCCUUGGAUGCUGUUUGCAGAUUUGAUGUACCCGGACGAACUUGGCAACACAGCCAUGCACGUGGCCUGCCAAGAAGGUCAUUUGGAAUCCCUGAAAGUGUUGCUGGAUCACAUCAAGAAACAUCGUGGGAGCACGGAAGAGAGGAAGAUGUACGAGACGCGUUCGGCGGUCUGCCGCGACUUUGACCUGUGCGACAUUUUGGGCAAGACCAACGCCAGUGGCUAUACUUGCCAUGAGCUCGCGGAACUUCAUGGGCACACGGGUUGCAAACAGGCGGUGCAGGACUUCGCCAGGAGCUGCAGCUGGCACUGGCCCAGUCUGCGAGUGGCGAUCAAGUCAGGAGACUAUCCCACAAACGAGCUCGUGCCAGGGGAAGAAGAUUCUGGGCAGUUGGAUGCUCUGCUCUAUUACAUGGCUCAGCGUGGAAUGUUUGAAGGAGAGAUCCACGUGACGGGCAUCCACAUCAGCAGCGGAACUCCCCGGGCGGUGCGUUCGCUUUUCGAUGUCCUUCAGCACUUCCAAUUGGUGGUCCUGGCCGGACGGGUGUCCUGGCAGGUCUACAGCCUCAUGCUUCACUGCGCUGGCACGGUCGUCUUGAACCCCAGCGCGCGCUUGCAGGAGCUCAGGCUGGACCUGCUUCCACUGCCCGGCGGCUUGCCAUGCGCGCUCUCGCAGUCCAGGAUGCAGCUCGCGGUGCAGGUCUUGGCCCAGCAAAUGGUGGAGCUGCUGGGGAGGCCAUGGAAGGUGUGGCUGAAGCCGGAAAGCUUCGAGCUCCUAGGGAUGUCUCGAGUGUGGCCCGGGAAGCUCCUAUGGAUCGAGCGAGUCAGCGACUUCUUGACAGACAAGAAGUUUGAGACUUACCUCAAUGUGCGCCCCAAGCAGAAGCACAACUGCUUCCUUGCGAACCCCUUCAACGAGGGCCUGCUCGUGGCCUUUGACUGGGCGUUCGGUUCCGACACGAAACACCUGGAGGGGCACAACGACAUUGGAGUGGUCCUGGAGAAGAACAGCAACUUUUUCCUGUAUGUGGAGCAGCUGUUGACGACAUGGUCCGACAUCCUUCGCAGUGUGUGCUGCAAGAAUCUUUCAGAUCGAAAAGUUUGCGCGUUGGUGGAAGAGCUGGAUCAUGCCGCUGCUGCGAUGCUGCACACGCUGAACCACUUGGCUUAUCACGUAAGCGCAAGGAGGGAGUGGAUCUUGAGCCUGAUCAAAAGCUUCCUGGAUUCAGCGAAGAGCUGUGAGAAAGAUUUGGGACGCUGCCUCGCCCACGCGCAGUCUCAGGGCCCAUGCAUUCUGCUGCAGUGUUUCCAUGGCUUCGGCCUUCUUAAAGAGACGCCUUUGGCGCAAAGCUUUGAUUGGAAGCAGCACGAGCACGCGGAAUGGGCCAAAGGAGCUUUGGUUCUCGUCCCACCUGAGCGACUCUCAGAGGAGCGAAAGUGGCUGCUGCAGAAGCUGGCGGAGCCGAAACAGAAGCAGCGAAUGGAGAAGAUCAAGGAUGCAAAGAAAGACCUGAAAGCGGUUACCACGCUGCACUCUGUGCUGAUGGUGGAAUCCCACCAGGUGAAGGCUUUGGAAGCACAGUUGCAGGAGGUUGUGAAAGCCCGGCGGUUGAAGGCUCGGGGAAACAAGAAGAACAUUCGAGCAACCUUGCACGGCUUGGAGCAGACCAAUUUCAGCGGUCCAGGUCAGAAAAUUGAAAUCAAUGAGAGCCCCAUUGUGCUGGCAAGUGACAAGCAGAAAACUCUCAGCAGCACAGAUCGGAAGAGCUACAGUCUUUGGCAAGCGCAAAAGUGUUCCGAGGACAACCAGAGCAUCUACCGACGAGUUCGUCCAGCAUCAAAGUCGGAUCCUGUCCAUGUCAUUCACGAAGGCAGCGACACCUUUGCGACAAGAGCAAUGCCGCUCGCGAGGAGUCGACGUCGUUAA